This is a messenger RNA of Parnassius mnemosyne (clouded apollo), 2163 nucleotides long. NCBI's taxonomy places the organism in Eukaryota, Metazoa, Arthropoda, Insecta, Lepidoptera, Papilionidae. The record is from the annotation of a GenBank genome assembly.
AUGGCUACAAAGCAACCAAUACAGACUAAGAAAGAAAUGUCAUCAAAUCUAAGCCGCAGUGUGAUGCUAACACGGUUUAAACUAUCACAGCAGAAACGACAACUACGAGAGAAGGACAGAAGAAUGACUCAUAUAACUCAACUUCUUAAAAAGCCACAUUUAUUAACCAAAACUACAGACAACAAAGAGAAGUCUCCGAAAACCUCACCCAAAUUAAGUAGACCAUCAGUCAAACCCCCAAAAAAAGAGAAACAGCUACAAACGAAGAAACCAGGGAAAGUGGAGUUCUGUCCCAAUAAGGCCAAAAGAAAUAUAGUUGCAAAGAAGAUUGUAUUGAAACCGAGACAUGAACUCAAGGUUAUCGGCAGGACUAAUGGAGUUAAUAAGAGGAAAUUGGACAUGACGCAUAAGGAAAUAAAAUCGCCCCCUACUAAAAAAAACAGAACGGGCCACAAAUUUUCGACAUCACCAUUCAAUUCCAUUUCUACAGUAACAGACAAUGGAUCUCAAAGUCCGAUAUAUUCUGAGUUGGGUUUUGAGGAGAUAAUAAGAAUGGCGGAUGAAACCCAGAACCUCGACGAUGAAGACUUACUGGAAAUACUGACGUGUCCAAGUCCAGUUUGGUGGGAGGAUCCUCCUGAUGAUAACUAUUUGGAUGAUCCUAUAAUAAUAAAAUCAUCUAAAGGUUCGGUUGUACCAACUUUGAGUAAGCAAUUCAAAAGUAAACCUUCUAGAAAGAAAACACCGCAUAAGGUCAUUUUGGAAUCACGUGCGUCAAAAGAAAAUGAAAGUGAGGAAACAUCAAUGGACGUUGGUACUAUAAUGGAUCCUAUCACAUUAGAAACAAUUUGCAAAUCAGACGAUAAGUUUAAGAAUAAACGUAGUAAAUUAGAAAAUUUGCUAAGCAAUAUUAAAGAUAAACUAUGCAAACCUACAAGUGACCAGGACGGUGAUAAUAGUAAAGAUCAAGCUCUUUUCAUAUCUACAGAUAAUAGCAAUAUUGAUAGUACUAAAAUCUUAGACGAUGACAACAAUUCGCGUACUAAGCAUAGACAAGAAACUGUUUCAGAAAGUACUGAUGAUAGUUUAUUUCCCGAAAUGUCACUCAGUGAUCAUAACAGUCUAAAAUUAUUAGAAAACAUGGAAAUUCCAGUUGAAGGAAAGAAACGGGAAUCGAUUACGCAAGGAGACGAAACCAUAGAUGUAGAAAUUCCAGAGAAGUUUACGAGCCUAAAUAGAAUUACAAAUAUUAGUCAACAUUUAAAAAAUGUUAAAACAGAUCUACCUAAAACAAUAUCCAUUAAUAUAAAAAAUAUAAAAUUGGACCCUUUGAAUAUAAACAAGCUACAGACAAAUUUAACAUCAAAUAAAAACGUCUCUUCUUUAUCCAAAAGCAUAGAGACGGUGACUAAAUUAAGUCAAGUUGUUUUGAAACCUAAUAGUAAUAAAGAUUUACAACUUUCGUAUGAUGAUAAAUUUGAAAAAGGAUGUGACGUAAAAGAUAAUUUGUGUAACUCUACAGAAACACAAAACAAUUUAGUGGAAUUAACAACAGAUACAAGCAAAAAGUCUAAUGAAGAUAUGACCGAGGAAUAUAUAACAGUAUUUAAAAUAAUUUCUAAUGAUACUGACGUACUCAAGAACGAUAUAUCUAAAUCAAAUGAUGAUGGAUCUGGUGAUGGAGAAAACUCUGACCAUUUCGAAGAUUUACAACACGAGAAAGAGACAGAUAACUUCACGAUUAUAAGCAAAGAAACCGAAAAUAAGGAUAAGGAUCAAAUUAAAUUAAAUUCAUAUUACAAAAAAUGCAAAAAUCUUAGGAGAGAAUCUAAAAAGUUCAUCAACUCUUCAUCUACAGUUAAUAAAAAAUCUGCCGAAACUAUAGAACCGGAGAAAAAGGAAAUAAAAAUCAAAGACCAUGAUACACAACUAUGCGAUGACUGCAAUAUGGAUUCCAAAAAAUCUAUAAUCGUACCCAGUACAACAGAUGUUAAAUAUUGCCUGAAAUGCUCAUCCAUUUUUGAUUUGGAUGAAUGCAAUUAUUGUAUUAGAAAAGCGAAAGAAAAACAGAAUAACAUAGACAAACCUUGUGACGUUAACCCGGAAAACGUAGAUGGUAACGAGUUUGAUGUGAUGACAAAAAAUAUUAACAGUUGCGACUGA